UGAAAGGUUCUGGACCCUCCAGGACUCUGGAACCAGCUCCUUGAAAGGUUCUGGACCCUCCAGGACUCUGGAACCAGCUCAUUGAAAGGGGCUGGACCCUCCAGGACUCUGGAGUUGCCCCGGGUGAGAGGCGGCAGGCUGGUGUGGGCUUGGUUAUAGCCCCUCAGCUCAGUCGCCAUGUGUUGGAGUUCACCCCGGUGAACGAGAGGGUCGUUUCCCUGCACCUUCGGGUCGGGAAAAGGUCUCUCACUGUUGUUUGUGCCUACGGGCCGAACAGCAGUGGGGAGUACCCGGCCUUCUUGGAGUCCCUGGGAGGAGUACUGGAUAGUGCUCCAACUGGGAGGAGUACUGGAUAGUGCUCCAACUGGGGACUCCAUGGUUCUACUGGGAGGAGUACUGGAUAGUGCUCCAACUGGGAGGAGUACUGGAUUGUGCUCCAACUGGAGACUCCAUGGUUCUACUGGGAGGAGUACUGGAUAGUGCUCCAACUGGAGACUCCAAGGUUCUACUGGGAGGAGUGCUGGAUAGUGCUCCAACUGGGGACUCCAUGGUUCUACUGGGGGACUUCAACGCUCACGUGGGUAAUGACAGUGAUACCUGGAGAGGCUUGAUUGGGAGGAACGGCCUCCCCGAUCUGAACCCGAGCGGUGUUCUGUUAUUGGACUUCUGUGCUAGCCACAGUUUGUCCAUCACGAACACCAUGUUCAAGCAUAAGGGUGUCCAUCAGUGCACGUGGCACCAGGACACCCUAGGAGGUCAAUGAUCGACUUUGUUGUUGUUUCAUCUGACCUUCGGCCGCAUGUCUUGGACACUCGGGUGAAGAGAGGGGCUGAGCUGUCAACUGAUCACCACCUGGUGGUGAGUUGGAUGCGCUGGCGGAGGGGGAGGUUGGACAGACCGGGCAGACCCAAACGGAUUGUGAGGAUUGUGAGUACCAUGGGCUUGCUGAUUGGCCAUGGGCUUGCUGAUUGGGUAACGUAUUGCGUCACGCAUCGCGUCACUUCCUGGUGUUGCGGUCUGUGCUGCUGCCGUCUCACGGCGUUUGCAGGCUCAGAUCUCUCCCGACUUUUUAUCUAAAACUUAGACUGUUUUCUGGUAAAAUAGCACUAUAUCUGGUACAUUACUGUCUUUAUUUCAACACUCGCUCAUUUUCUCUUCCGUAACUUUCACUGUCACCAAUCACCGAUACAUUUUCUGUCCGUUAGCCUCCGUUAGCAUCUUAGCAUGGCCGCUCCGGCUCCCACCGCUUCACCUCUUUCCUGCUCAGUGUGUGAAAUGUUUAGUUAUUCCUCUGCCUCCUUUAGUGAAGACGGUAAGUGCUUAAAGUGUAGCUUAUUUGCAGGGCUGGAGGCGAGGCUCAGUCAGUUAGAGGUCCGGUUUGGCCAACUAAACCAUAGUCCGAGAGCCUCCUCAGCUAACCAGGCUAAGCUAGCGGCGGACCAGCCCGUAGCAGCUGAGCGUAACCGCUCCCCUGCAGCUCCCGAGCAGCCGGCCAGGCAGGGCAGCUGGGUGACGGUUCGGAGGAAGGGUAGUCUUAAAGGGCUCACGGAACACCACCCGCUUCAUGUGUCUAACCGUUAUUCCCCACUCAGCGACACAUCUGUUGAGAAACAGACCCUGGUGAUUGGAGACUCUAUUGUGAGACAUGUGAAGCCGACUCCAGAGACCUUAGUUAGGUGUAUCCCGGGGGCCAGAGCGGGCGACAUAGAAGCAAAUUUGAAGCUACUGGCAAAGGGUAAUCGUAAAUAUGGUAAAGUUAUCAUCAAUGUUGGAGCUAAUGACUCCCGUCUUCGCCAGUCGGAAGUAACCAGAAUGAAUAUUGUCUCGGUGUGUAACUUCGCCAAGACCAUGUCGGACUCUGUAGGUUUUUCUGGCCCCCUCCCCAAUCUGACCAGCGAUGACAUGUUUAGUCGCAUGCUCUCGCUCCGCCGCUGGUUGUCUCAGUGGUGUUCAGAAAACGACGUGGACUUUAUUGACAACUGGGAGACAUUCUGGGGAAAGCCCGGUCUGAUUAGAAGGGACGGCAUUCAUCCCACCCGGGAUGGUGCAGCUCUUAUGUCUAGAAAUCUGGCCAAUGUUAUUAGACACUCCCCCUGACAAUGCAGGGUCCAGGCCAGGAUGCAGAGCUGUAGUUUA
Messenger RNA from Cololabis saira (Pacific saury), 2136 nucleotides. RefSeq lists its product as uncharacterized. The transcript has a single exon. Bases 1225 to 2097 code for a protein of 290 amino acids. NCBI's taxonomy places the organism in Eukaryota, Metazoa, Chordata, Actinopteri, Beloniformes, Belonidae. The record is from RefSeq and is a predicted model, not a curated record.